Messenger RNA from Oryzias melastigma (Indian medaka), 3972 nucleotides. Its product is annotated as probable G-protein coupled receptor 149. The coding region runs from base 301 to 2592 and encodes 763 amino acids. NCBI's taxonomy places the organism in Eukaryota, Metazoa, Chordata, Actinopteri, Beloniformes, Adrianichthyidae. Gene Ontology annotation, cellular component: membrane; neuron projection. Gene Ontology annotation, biological process: neuropeptide signaling pathway. The transcript is spliced from 5 exons. Gene Ontology annotation, molecular function: neuropeptide binding; G protein-coupled receptor activity. The record is from RefSeq and is a predicted model, not a curated record.
GAAAGAAAACGGUGAUGACGCCAGCGCGCACGGGCUGCUGGAAACGAGAGAUGCUCUGGUCACGCUGCUUAAACGGAGAAGCCAAGCACCUGUGAACAACCAGCCAGCUCCACAUCCAAAGGAAGCUUUGAUUACGCGCGCGUCCUCCCCCAAUGGACCACAUCAGAGAGGAGCUGUGCGCUCUGAGCUCCAUCUCUUCUCCUGCGUUUUCCCCUGCGCCUCGCAUCCAAUCCUGACCCAUCUGCAGCUCGGUGAACUUUAAAAAACGCAAGGAUUUGAUCAGUGCCAAAAAGUGAGAAGAUGUCCACGGCGUACAGCAGCUCCCCGGCGCCUAACCAGAGCUACCUCUCCACAAGCAGCUAUGACACGCCGGAGCCCACGGGGAUGGAGAGGCAGAGUCGCAUGCUGCUGCUCUUCGGUUUGUGCGUAACUAUCGCCGCUGCCACUUUGGUCGGAGGGGUGUAUUCGCUGCUGACUCUGCUCCGGAUGAGGAAAAAGACCUCCCUGUGCGUCAUUGUCGCGUCCAUGUCCGUGGACGACCUGCUGAGCGUGGUGCCCCUCUCCCUGUUCCUGCUCCUGCAGUGGGAGAGCGGGGCAGAGGAAGGGUCCGGCAGCCUCUGCACUUUGUCCGGACUUCUCUACGUGUUCCAGGGGGUUUCCAGUAACAUGAAGGCUUGCCUCAUCGCAGCCCACACUUUUUAUGUGACCAAGAGGUUCGGAGUUCUUCAGUCCGUGCGCCGGCCGCUCCGGGUGAUGUGGGCGGUCGCCGGGGUGUGGGCGCUCAGCCUGACCGUCAGCGUGCUGCCUCUGUGCGGAUGGGGCAGCUUUACGCCGGCUCCUCUUGGGUGUUUCCCGGGGAGUGACAGUUUCUACACCCUCCUGCUCUUCUCGGUGUAUGUCUUGUGCUUCGGCGGCUUGCUGUUCUUCUUCAUCCCGCUCACGUACCAGCUGCUGUGCUCCACGGAGCCCCAGAGGACCUUGCUGUAUCCCAGCUACCUGGACAUGGCGAGGGGGCUGAGCGGCUCCGCUCCCCUCUGCGACCUGCAGACAUUCCCCCGCGACAGCUUCGACAAAAGUUUCGGAGCCUACAGCGAGCUGAGCCCCAGUUCGUGCGGGACAGAGGUCAGGGGGAAGGGGGACAGCGGCGGGCUGUCCCCGGGCUCCGUGGGUGGACAGAGCGCAGCCGCUGUCGGGGAUACCCCGGUGGUUUUUGCGCAAAAGCGCUUCUCAAUGAUUCUGGCGCUUGUUCGGGUGGUUUUAUGGAUGCCUAUGAUGACUUUGGUGCUCAUGCGCCACGCUGUAAACGCACGCAGCUCUUCCCUGGAGACUUUGAGCUUUUUUCUCACUCUACUGGCCCCUGCGGUCACUCCGCUGUUUGUGCUCUCCGAGCGCUGGAUCCACAUGCCGUGUGGCUGCUUCAUCAACUGCAAGCGGGACUCAAGGCAGCAACCCUCAGCGAUGAAAAGAAGACUGGAGUUCAACUUAUCCUUCCAACAAGGUUACGGAGUGUACAAGCUGUCGCAUGCCACCAAGUGUCAUGGCAGCCCUCUCAUGGAUAAGCCUGCUUAUCACAGCCUGUUUAACUGUGACUUCACUAACACCCGCCUCGAUGCUCUAGAGAACAGCGGGCUCUCCAAACUUGGCCCCGAUUUUGAUUUCAGCGCCGCGCGUCGAGUGGACAGCUCUUCACACGCAGGCCUCCUUUUGGAGGCGGUGGCAGGUGAAGGGGAGGCGCUGGUUAACAGUCCUCCUCAUCCUCACGAGAACCACAAGGAUAUCAAUGAACUUCGCUGUGUCCUUUCACUGCCUUCUAAUCAGAAGGACCAUCAUCUCACCGACACCUCAUCAGUGUUUGACGCGCCGGAGAGGAGGCUGUCGCACGAGGAGUGUCGGAAAAUCGAGCUGACAGACUGGGAGUGGUGCAGGAGUAAAUCAGAGAGGACACCCAGACAGCGAUCAUCAGGAGGGCUGUCCAUCCCUCUAUGUGCCUUUCAGGGAACUGUGUCUCUGCAAGCUCCUACAGGCAAAACGCUCUCUCUGUCCACCUACGAGGUCAGCAGCGAUGGUCUCAAAAUCUCCCCAAACAACGCCAAGAAGGUUGAAGUAUAUCGCUCCAAGUCUGUUGGCCAUGAACCCAGUGCAGACGACGCUGCGCCUGGAGGCCAGGCCGCAGAUGUGAACGUCAGCUGCGUGGGCAUGGAGAUGGGGAUAGGGGCUGGGGUCGGCGACACCAACGUCAAGAUCCACCUGGAAGUCCUGGAAAUCUGUGACAACGAAGAAGCCAUGGACAGCGUCUCUAUCAUUUCCAACAUCAGCCAGUCGUCCACCCACGCCCGCUCCCCGUCGCUGCGCUACUCCAGGAGGGAGAACCGCUUCGUCUCCUGCGACCUGGGCGAGACGGCGUCCUACUCCCUGCUCAUCCCCAGCGCCGGCAGCACAGAGGCAGAGACCAUCAAUAUCAGCAUACCUGACACUGUGGAAGCCCACCGGCAGAACAGCCAGCGGCAGACGCUGGAGAGCUCAGGGUAUCAUGAGGAUAUACAGUUGCUUAAUGAGGCUUACAGAAAGCAGGCAGGGGAGGGGGAAGAGUGACUUACGCACAUUAAAAGGGGCGGGUGCUCUCUGGAGGACGUUGACAGAGCCUCCCAGACAAUAUCAUUUGAGAGAAAAAUCUCCUACUUACUCCACUUCUACUUCUCUCCCAUCACCGCUGUAAUCGAGCUGACAGGUGACCCGAAUAGCGGCUCAUCUGACGACUGUUGUAAUAGUCUGUUUGCACUCCCUUUUCAGGAAACACGAUGAGAGUGCACGCACCGUGCACACACACAGAGAGAGAGAGAGAACAGAUGCCACAAAACUGGGUUAGAGUACAAAGAGAAAAGGGCAGGAGUUCAUCAGUAUUCCAGUCAGGAAGUUUACCAUAUGGCUGCCUGUCAUCAUGGGAGAAAUACAGAACGAGAAAAAUUCACUUAGAUGCUAAAAAGGAGGGGCAGAGGCCUGAUCACAUCUCUGAUAUGGAAGAGAGCUCCUGUGGCGCACGUCACCAGUGACGUUUACCGCAGGCGCUGUGGCGGGGAGGGGUCUCCUGACCUGUGUGUGAGUGACUCAUUCAAGUGUGUGUUGUGCAUGAGGAUGAGAGGAUCUGCCGUGAAGCCUGUCAGCCGCUACAAGUGUUUAGUAGAAAUAAAAAAAAUGUGUUGAUGGGAAAAGUCUGAAGAGAAACCUGACAGGCGACUGCAGGAAGGAGAUUCUCACGAAGAUUCUCCAACACGCUCAGUGCAAUUCAAAUGAGUGCAUAUUUGAUUUAGGCAAGCAGCACAUGAAUGUAUAUUACAGAGCCACUUUGGGGGUCAUUCUCUGCUCGUUCAAUGCAGUUUUCAUGCAAUCAGUGAGUCACCAGAACCUCCUGCUUUCUGUGGACACAUUCCUCUUAUAGUGUUUUUGGCCAUUCUAAAGCAAGGAAGCAUUAUGACGGAAACUUUCUCUUAGAUUAUGUCUAUUUAUGUACACAAAAAGCAUUUAAAUGAUACUCUAGGCUAAUUUACACAUGAAUUUUAGUUUGUUCUGUGAUAGUUAGCGUCUUUUUGUGUUUUCUGUGUGGAAUUAUUAUAAUUUAGCAACAUUUUUAAUUGUCCUGCCGUGAUUUGACUUCAUUAGCUGCAUAUUUAAACCAGUAAAUUGCCUCCAACACUGUUGAAAUAAAUUCAUAUUUUAAGUGUUCCACGACCUAGCGUAAGGAAAAAAAAAAUGUAAAGGUAGAUGAUUAAAUGAUAAAUGAAGAGAUGUAUUCAGUGUUGACCUGUGUCACCUGGUAAAUUUUUGCCAAAGGUUGUUACGUAGAUGAGUAAUAUGUCAUCUCUGCAGGCAAACGGAGAGCAACGCUUCCACUAUCUGUUUGUUUCCUUUUUGUGUUUAUCAGAACUGCAGCACAGAUUCUGGUCAAGAAUUCCCAUAAAAACCAAGUCACUGUUA